CCACGACGUAGCAACCAAGAAAGCACCACCCCUACCCGCAACCAUGGCUGAGAAGGACCACAUGUCCGUCGUGAUCUGCGGCCACGUCGACUCCGGCAAGUCGACCACCACCGGCCGGCUGCUCUUCGAGAUGGGCGGUAUCCCCGAGCGUGAGAUGGAGAAGCUCAAGGCCGAGGCGGACCGCCUGGGCAAGUCGUCCUUCGCCUUCGCCUUCUACAUGGACCGCCAAAAGGAGGAGCGCGAGCGCGGCGUGACCAUCUCGUGCACCACCAAGGAGUUCUUCACCGACAAGUGGCACUACACCAUCAUCGACGCGCCGGGCCACCGCGACUUCAUCAAGAACAUGAUCUCCGGCGCGGCGCAGGCCGACGUGGCGCUCCUCAUGGUGCCCGCCGACGGCAACUUCACCACCGCCAUCCAGAAGGGCAACCACAAGGCCGGCGAGGUGCAGGGCCAGAGCCGCCAGCACGCGCGCCUCCUCAACCUGUUCGGCGUCAAGCAGCUGCUCGUCGGCGUCAACAAGAUGGACACCGACACCGCGGGCCCGUACUCCAAGGCGCGCUACGACGAGGUCGGCGGCGAGAUGAAGAACAUGCUUCUCAAGGUCGGCUGGAAGAAGGACUUUGUUGCCCAGUCGGUGCCCGUGCUGCCGCUCUCCGGCUGGAUGGGCGACAACCUCAUCGAGAAGACGAAGAACAUGGACUGGUGGACGGGCUGCGACGUGAUCGGGGGCCCGGACGGCAAGACGAAGAUGCACGUCGACACGCUCAAGGAGUGCCUCAACGACUUCUGCUCGCCCCCCGUCCGCACCGACAAGGCCGAGAUGCGGAUGCCCGUCUCCGGCAUCUACAAGAUCAAGGGCGUGGGCGACGUGCUCGCGGGCCGCGUCGAGCAGGGCGUGAUCACGACCAACACCGAGGUGAUCUUCAUGCCCACCCACACCGACGCCAACGCCUGCGCGGGCAAGGUCUUCACCAUCGAGAUGCACCACAAGACGCACCCGCAAGCCAACCCGGGCGACAACGUCGGCCUCAACAUCAAGGGCCUCGAGAAGCAGAACAUGCCCCGCGUCGGCGACGUGAUGAUCUACAAGAAGGACAAGACGCUGACGCAGUGCGGCGAGUUCGACGCGCAGAUCCAGACCCUCGACAUCCCCGGCGAGAUCAAGCUGGGCUACUCGCCGAUCGGCUUUGUGCGCUGCGGCCGCUCCGCGUGCCGCGCGACCGCCUUCAAGUUCAAGGUCGGCAAGGAGACCGGCGGCAAGAAGAUGGAGUCGCCGCACUCGCUCAAGUCGAACGAGAUGGCGCAGGUCUCCUUCCGCCCGCAGCAGCCGCUCGUCGUCGACUCGUUCAAAAACUGCGAGGGCCUGUCCCGCAUCGCCUUCCUCGACGGCAACACCGCCGUCAUGCUUGGCAAGGUCGUGUCCGUCAUCCAGAAGAAGGACAUGCCGCCGGAGGAGGGCAAGAAGAAGAAGUAGUUGCCCGGGUCUGCGCUCGUGUACCCCCCAGCUAUUUGCUCUCAGAGGUGAUGACAGUGUGCGCGGCGCGGAGAGUAGCCCCUGUCAGGUCACCCGUCUGUUGCGUCGUUAGUGUCACAGUAAAGCGUAUUUUCGUGGUUAUAUGCCGUAAAGCCUUCG
Messenger RNA from Emiliania huxleyi CCMP1516, 1636 nucleotides. RefSeq names its product putative EF-1 alpha/Tu like protein (gene EFG1). Gene Ontology annotation, biological process: translation. Gene Ontology annotation, molecular function: GTP binding; GTPase activity. Bases 44 to 1477 code for a protein of 477 amino acids. Lineage: Eukaryota; Haptophyta; Isochrysidales; Noelaerhabdaceae. The transcript is spliced from 4 exons. The record is from RefSeq and is a predicted model, not a curated record.